UCUGACACUUGACAGUUGUAAAAAUCGACGCUGUACUAAGUACGGGGAAAGGAGAAGAAGAAGCUAAUUACAUUUUUGUGUUAACAGUUUCGACGUGUGUGUGUGUGUGUUGUGUGUGUUUGGUUUUAGUGUAUCCUCCGCCGCCGUUUCUCUUCCAUCCCAUUGGCUGUUGAUAGCCGCGUACUAUACUUACACACACUCCCACCAGUACCAGCACGAACCCCACACACAAAAACGAAAAGAAAAAAUUGUGCGAGAGUUGACUUGAGUGUCGUUCAAUCUUUUUCGAUUAUUCUCUCUCGUUAACAUUGUUGUCGUGUGUCAUUGCCGGCGAGCUUUUUCCUACUCUAUUUCUACUUCAACGUCAUUGUCUUCAAAUGCAAAUUUCGACGAUGCGUGGUUCUGAGGAACUGGCCAUGAGCAACGGCGCUGUACUCAGCCCUCAAUCCAAUCACGCCGAUAACAACAACGACGCCAAGAAGGUGAAACUGGAGCCCAGGAGUCCGGCCAAGCCCUCGCGCGUCGUCCACAUCCGCAACAUCCCCAACGAUGUGACGGAGGCUGAGAUCGUCCACCUGGGCAUUCCGUUUGGACGCGUCACCAACGUUCUCGUCCUCAAGGGCAAGAAUCAGGCGUUCUUGGAGAUGGCGGACGAAGGUGCUGCCAUUUCGAUGGUCAACUACUUCAGCAACGGCACGUCGGCCCAGCUGCGUGGCCGUAACGUCUUCGUCCAGUACUCUAACCAUACCCAACUCAAGACGGACCAGUCCCACUCUAACGCUAGUGCUGCUGCUCAAGCUGCUCUGCAAGCUGCUCAAGCCCUUGCCGGCCAGACGGAGACUCAAGGCGGACCCAACACCGUCCUCCGCGUCAUCGUCGAGCACAUGGUCUAUCCCGUUACCCUAGAUGUCCUCUUUCAGAUCUUUUCCAAAGUCGGCCGGGUGCUGAAGAUCGUCACUUUCACCAAGAACAAUACAUUCCAGGCCCUGAUCCAAUAUCCGGAUGUUGUUACUGCACAAGCGGCUAAACUGACGCUGGACGGACAGAACAUUUACAACUCUUGCUGCACGCUGCGCAUCGAAUACUCUAAAUUGAGCAGCCUCAACGUCAAGUACAACAACGACAAGAGCCGUGAUUACACUAAUCCGACGCUGCCUACCGGCGAUCACAAUCUAGACGCUUUCGCCAUGACAGAUUAUGAAUGUGCGUGGUCGCUGUUAGGUGGCGCCGGAGUGCUGGCCUCCCCUUUCCAAGCCAUGCAUGGCCUCGCAUCGCCCUUAACCGCAGCUUACGGCUCUGCAUCGGUCGGAGGUGGCGGAGCUGACUUCAUCUUACCAAGUGGUUUUAGCUUGCCAGGUGGCUCGGCUUCUGCAGCUUUGGGACCGGCUGCCCUACGCCUCUCGGGCCAGCCCUGUUCUUCUGGAGCCGUCCUACUCGUCUCGAAUCUCAACGAGGAGAUGGUCACGCCUGAUGCUCUCUUCACUCUCUUCGGUGUUUAUGGCGAUGUCCACCGGGUGAAGAUCCUGUUCAACAAGAAAGAUACAGCACUCAUUCAAAUGGCAGAGCCGCAUCAAGCCCAACUUGCUAUGACUCACCUGGACAAGCUGAAACUCUAUGGCAAACAGUUGCGAGCCAUGCCCUCUAAGCACCAGGGCGUUCAGAUGCCCAAAGAAGGCCAACCGGAUGCCGGUCUGACCAAGGACUUUAUCAACUCGUCUCUACAUCGUUUCAAGAAACCCGGCAGCAAAAAUUAUCAGAAUAUCUACCCUCCUUCGUCCACUCUUCACCUGUCGAAUAUUCCGCCGAAUGUCACUGAAGAGGAGAUCAAAAACGCCUUUACCGCGGCUAACUUUGCCCCACAGGCCUUUAAAUUCUUCCCGAAGGACCGGAAGAUGGCGUUGAUUCAACUCGGUAGUGUCGAGGAAGCCGUGGCUGCUCUCAUUAAAAUGCACAACUAUCAGCUCAGCGACUCGAGCCACUUGCGAGUCUCCUUCUCCAAGUCGACCAUUUAAAAAAAACAAUAAUAACACACACAAAAAACAAAACAAAAACAAAAAACAACAAAAGCACACGUACACAUAAAAUGUCCCGAGAAAAUCGAACAAACAAAACAAAAACACGUGCAUCUGGAUUCGAAAAACAAAAACCAUCCUUUCGAUAAAAUAAUUAUUGGAUUUUUUUUUUUUUUUUUUUUGAUUUUUAUUUUAUUUUUUGCGUGUUUGUGUCCCGUCGAGAUGAGAAGUGUUCAAAAUGCGCACCUGCCGGAAGUCUCUAGCGCGUUGCACAAGUCCCCCGCCCUCCCCCUCUCCCUCCCCUCUUUACCUUAUCACCGCCCUCUUACACUUAGAACCAUCAACAACACGUUGGGAAAACAUUUUCAACUGCUAGAAUUUAGCUCUUCUCCGCGUUUUUUUUGCUUCUUCCUCUUCUUCUUCUUCUUCUUCCGAAGAUGGAUGAUGAAAUGUUUUGACUUGGCAACGAGGCAAAAUGAUUGUUCUUCACCGAUCUACCGUUUGCUGCUUUGAGGCUGAGCCUCUAUCGCACAAAAACAAACAAACAACAAAGAAAACUACAACCACAAACUCUUUUUUUUUCUGUCCUUGUUUUUUGUUCUCCUUUUUUUUGUUUUGGUUCCAUUUCGAUGUCACCGCAAUCGCCUCUCCUGUCCACUCGUGUGCACCCCGUAACACCUUUCGUGUGUGUGUGUGUGUGUGUGAUGUCUGUUUAUUGGGGGCUCAAGAGGAGGAGAAAAUGUUUGUCUUCAAUUGUUUGGAACUCCCAAAAAAUGUAUUUUUUUUUGUCCUCCUUUCACUUCCGACAUACUCGACAAGUAAAAACGAACAAAUCACAGAAGCAAAAAAAAAAAAACAAAAAAAAAAAAAAAAACUGUGGACUAACCCUAUACACACCCACCACCAUUACACCUGACUCGCCCAUCAUUUCGCUACCGUUGGUAAUCAUUUUUUUUUUAAUUUUUAUUAUUAUUUUUAUUUGUUGUGCGAGAUGAUCGACUGUUCUUGGGCACAUCUGAUGUAGAAUUAGAUCAUUGAUUGCGGCAGCCCAAAAAUGUGGUGAAAAGACAGACCUCUAAAACAACACUCCUAUCUACCCCUCAUUUAUAACUACCCCUCCCUCCCCCGUCCCUAGAAACAAAAACAUGAAGAAAAAAAAAAAAAAAAAAAGAAUAAGGGAAUUUAAGAUCUAUUUUUGCAAGUGAAAUUGUACAUCUCUUGUUUUAUGCGCCUCUUUUUUUUUUGAAUUAUUAUUAUUCACUUUUUUUUUCCUAUUUGGCCCCAUAUAAAAAUUGCUGAGAAGAGGAUAGUUAAUUUCAUUUGGGUUUUUGGGUAGGGAGGAGAUUUCAAAAAAAAAAAAAAGUGUUGGGCUUUCUUUUGUUGCACACAAGAAUGGAAGCGGGAAUUAUAAAUUUUUUUUCUUUCUAUUUGUUCGAAACACCAUAUCGUUUUGAAAGUGUGCGCGUGUGUGUGUGUGUGGCUUCAUUUUUCCCCUCUCACUAUCUUUCAAAUAUUUUUCUUUCUUUUCUUUUCGUUUUUCUUUUGUAUUUUCUGAUCGACCUUUGGAAAAAGCACCCUACAAAAACAAACAUUUUUCUCGUCUCUUUUUCCUCUUUGUCUCCAACUUAUUUUCCCAAUCCUCUUUCUAUAUAUCAAACAUUUCCCUCACUUUUGCUUGCGAAUUAGCUUAAUGUGUGUUGGGGGUUGUCUUGUAUGUGUUCUGAUUUUUUUUUCUAUCUAUUACAUCUUCUUCUUCUCGCUA
This is a messenger RNA of Daphnia carinata, 3774 nucleotides long. RefSeq names its product polypyrimidine tract-binding protein 3-like (gene heph). The record is from RefSeq and is a predicted model, not a curated record. NCBI's taxonomy places the organism in Eukaryota, Metazoa, Arthropoda, Branchiopoda, Diplostraca, Daphniidae. Gene Ontology annotation, biological process: mRNA processing; regulation of RNA splicing. Gene Ontology annotation, molecular function: mRNA binding. The coding region runs from base 378 to 2012 and encodes 544 amino acids. Gene Ontology annotation, cellular component: nucleus. The transcript has 17 exons.